Molecule: messenger RNA, 2262 nt
Organism: Eupeodes corollae
Lineage: Eukaryota; Metazoa; Arthropoda; Insecta; Diptera; Syrphidae
Gene: sut1
Product: solute carrier family 2, facilitated glucose transporter member 1
Exons: 7
Coding region: 474-1988 (504 amino acids)
Biological process (GO): monosaccharide transmembrane transport
Cellular component (GO): membrane
Molecular function (GO): hexose transmembrane transporter activity
Source: RefSeq, a predicted model, not a curated record
UUUUUUUUUCAAAAAACUAAAUUCAUUUUGGCAUCAUUGCAAAAAUAAUUUCAAAAUAAACAUCGCCUCAUGCGAUUACAUUUUUGAUGUUUAUUAAAAAUUUCCCCUUGAAGCAAGUCUCCGCAAUCACAGCUGAUGAUAAUCAUUUUCAAUUCAAGUCGCACUGCGACGCAAGUUGAUUAUCAGCUUUACUGUCAUUAGCAACCGCUAUUCGCCCUUUCGUGUUUUCAACAGACUACACGGAUGUUCGCUACUUUUAACGGUUUUUCGUUCGCUCUUCUGUUUGUGCACAAUUAAAGGCAGUAAAUAUAAAGCUUUAAGGAAUUAAGUUUGUAACGAUAACAAUUUUUCAAUCUUAUUUUUGUUGAGAAGUAAUUUUGAAUAAAUUUCCGUAAACUGAAAGCAGUGUUAUCAGUGUAUACAUACAUAUUUGAACCAUUCGUUACUAUAACGGUUAUUAGAUCUUCGAAAUCAUGAAAGAGCGAAGCGAAUCUCAAGUUCUUUAUAAUUCAACUCACAAAGUUGAAAUUGUGUCUAAUAGCACUCCACAGCUUGAGAAACAGCCAUGGGGAAAAUUGUUGACUCUUGUUGGAUAUGCAGCAACCUUGGGAUCUGCCGUACCAGUUGGUUAUUGCAUUGGAGACAUAAAUAGUCCUGCUUCGUACAUGAGAGCUUGGUGCAAUGAAACACUUAUCGAACGUUAUGAUUAUCACAUCACAUCUGGUGGAUUGGAUAUUCUUUGGUCGACGAUAGUUUCAAUUUUUUUGGUAGGCGGAGCUAUUGGCUCAUUAGGAGGUGCAGGAGCUGCUGAUAGAUUUGGAAGGAAGGGAUGCUUUCUUAUCAGUGGAUUACUUUUCGUUGUAGGAGCGUUACUCUUCAUCUUUUGCCGACUGGCUCGUUCCGUUGAAAUGCUUUUGCUUGGUCGAUUUUUCGUUGGCUUAGCAUCUGGCCUCACAACAGCUUCCUUGCCGAUGUACCUGACCGAAUGUGCUCCACUGGCACUUCGAGGCACUCUGGGUGUAAUGUGUGCAGUCGGAAUUAAUGCUGGUGUUGUGGUAGGACAAUUGUUUAGUUUGCGUUACAUUUUCGGAACAGCCGAUCACUGGCACUAUGGCUUGAGUUCCUACCUUGUUCUAAUUAUAAUUUGUUACUUGCCUUCCUACUACUUCCCCGAGAGUCCAAAAUGGUUGUAUAUUGUUAAGAAGGAUCGUGAAAGCGCUAAAAGAGAACUUCGUCGUCUGAGAGGUGCCAAUCGGAUGACACAGAUUCAGAGGGAAAUCGAUGAUAUGGAAGCUGAGGCGAGUGCUCAAAUGCAAACUAGCUCGUUUUGUGCAGUCUUGAGUGAUUCCAGUCUAACUUUACCGUUGAUCAUAGUUUGUUGCUUCCAUGGGGGUCAACAAUUGUCUGGCAUAAAUGCGAUCUUCUACUACUCUGUUUCGAUUUUUGAAAGAGCUGGACUCUCAACAACCAAUGCUGAGUGGGCAAAUGUUGGAGCUGGUUUUCUUAAUCUUGUAACAUCAUUCUUGGGUCCUUAUCUUAUGGCAAAUGUCAAUCGCCGUCCAAUUAUGCAGUUCUCGUGUUUUGUGUGUUCGAUGUUUCUCUUGGCAUUCGCUUUCAUUCUUCAUUUCAUUGAUUCUGCCAAUUGGUUUGCAAUCGCAUGCAUCGUUUGCAUCUUUUGUUAUAUUUUCUUCUAUCAAUUUGGCCUUGGUCCAAUUCCGUAUUUCAUUGGAUCUGAAAUCUUUGAAGUCGCACCUCGACCUAUUGGUAUGGCAAUGGGAUCACUCGCAUCUUGGUCGUGUAAUUUCAUCAUUGGAAUGGCAUUUCCAACAUUACAAAAUGCCUGGGGAGCAUUUGUAUUCAUUCCAUUUUCUAUCACAUGCAUAGUUUUGUUCCUUUUAACAAGAUUCUAUCUACCAGAGACUCGGGGACGUGAUCCGUCGGAAGUUGCACCACUUAUUUCCAAAGGAUUCCGUUCAAAAGUUCGAUAGGACGAACAAAAUAAAAAAAAUGCCAUUUGGGCUGAUAUCUCAUCACAUACUGUUAUCUAUAUUAUGUCUUUAAGCUCAAAAAUACUUAACUUAAAAUGUAUAAUAUUGAACAUUUUGUAAUUACUUGUUUAUUUUAAUUGUUCCCAAUAAUAAUCUCAUACUGAGCUGUAAUAACUAUGAUAAUGAAGAUUGUAUUACAACCAUUGUUGAAUUGAAAAUUACUUAUUUAUUGUUUAAAAAUAAAAAUGUCAAAUACAUAAAUACUUAAUUUAAA